AUGUCUCGUGGAGAAGUCGAAUGGGCCGCUUUAAGAAUGCAGGGGGCAAGUCAAGAUGAUGAGGAAACCGGGGACGAAGGCCGAGAUCUCCAUUUCUCUAACCCGCAAGCCUACCACGAUAUCUACAACAAUGCGAACCGGUGGGACAAGGACAAGGCACUGUACGAAUGCUUUGGCGAGGACCACUCCUCGUUUGGCUUCCUCACAUACCACGAGGCCAAGCAACGCAAAGACGUCUUGCAGCCGCUCUUCUCCAGACGAAAUAUUUUACAGAUGCAGUCUCUGGUUCGCAAGAAUAUGGACCAUCUCGUGCAGAGACUCUCGGAGGACUUUGCUGCGGGCAAGUCGUCCGACUUGUUCUUCGCCUUCAGAUGCUUUACCAUGGACACCAUCACCAGUUUCUGCUUCGCUAAAUCUGUUAACGCCAUCGACGUGCCUGGCUACAAUGCCCCUAUCAUCGAAGCCAUGGAGGCGUCUGGGCCGGCCUUCAUCCAAUUCAAGCAUCUGGCCCUUUUCCGCAAAUUCGUCUUCUCCCUCCCGCCCAACAUCGCCAUCAAAGCAUCACCCGAGACGGCAGGCCUGACGCGUCUUCAGGUCAUCUUACGCAAUCAGGUCGACGAAGUCACAGCGAAUCCAGGCGUGCUCAAGGAAGCUCCCCACCCGAUCAUCUAUCAUCGACUUCUCGAUCCCGAGGCGCACAAAGGCCAGCAGAUCCCCAACAAGCAAUCGUUGUAUGAAGAGGCCCAGGCGCUGAUGUUCGGAGGCGGCGACACCGUCGGCAACACGUUGAUGGUCGGCUUCAAUCACAUUCUGCAGCCGGCAAACCAGGAACUCUACCACGCUCUUCGCGACGAGGUCCGUUCUGUCUGGCCCGAUCUGGCGACUCCGCCGAGCUCCUUCGAGGCACUCGAGCCUCUGCCCUUACUCACCGCGACCAUCAAAGAAUCUCUACGCAUCGCACCGGGGGUGGUGUCCCCCCUCCUCCGCGUCGUCCCCGCCACGGGCGCCACCAUUGCCUCCCACAAAAUCCCCCCGGGGACGGUAGUCGGCAUCUCCAGCGUCUUCGUGCAUUCAUCCGCCACCAUAUUCGACCACCCGAACGCGUUCAUGCCUCAGAGGUGGCUCCACAAUACCGGCACCGGCAGAGAACUAGAGUCCAACCUCGUCGCGUUCAGCCGCGGGCCCCGGUCGUGUCUGGGCAUCAACCUCGCGUGGUGCGAGCUGUACGUCGCCUUCGCAACCAUGCUGCGCCGCUUUGAGCGGUUGGAGAUCGACCCGGCCUCCCCGCCCGCCGACUUGCGGUACCGCGACUCCUUCCUGCCCAAUUUCUACGGCGAGAAUCAUCUCAAAGUGAGGUGCAGGCCGGCGACGGAGUAG
This is a messenger RNA of Fonsecaea erecta, 1377 nucleotides long. RefSeq lists its product as hypothetical. The coding region runs from base 1 to 1377 and encodes 458 amino acids. NCBI's taxonomy places the organism in Eukaryota, Fungi, Ascomycota, Eurotiomycetes, Chaetothyriales, Herpotrichiellaceae. The record is from RefSeq and is a predicted model, not a curated record. Gene Ontology annotation, molecular function: iron ion binding; oxidoreductase activity, acting on paired donors, with incorporation or reduction of molecular oxygen; heme binding. The transcript has 3 exons.